This is a messenger RNA of Tetrahymena thermophila SB210, 1926 nucleotides long. RefSeq names its product Serine/Threonine kinase domain protein. Gene Ontology annotation, molecular function: protein kinase activity; ATP binding. The transcript has 5 exons. Gene Ontology annotation, biological process: protein phosphorylation; regulation of cytokinesis; mitotic spindle organization. The record is from RefSeq and is a predicted model, not a curated record. Gene Ontology annotation, cellular component: chromosome passenger complex; spindle pole centrosome; spindle microtubule. NCBI's taxonomy places the organism in Eukaryota, Ciliophora, Oligohymenophorea, Hymenostomatida, Tetrahymenidae.
AUGGAUCAAUACGAUAUUGAUCUGCUGAGUACCUAGCAGGAUAACCGAAGAAAGGUUAAAUUAGUAAAAAACGGUGAUCCAUCUUAAAUGACAAGUUGUUUAGUAAAAGAGUAUAUUAACUUUGAGUAGCUUGCAGAAACAAUAUGUGAAAGUAUUGAUGUCAGCAAAAGAGAAGCACAAAAUAUUAGAGUAUUUAAGACUGGAGGAAUAGAAGUAUUUAAUGAAGAUGUUCAAUACAUAAAAAAUAACGAUAUUUUAUAUAUCUCCUUUGGAGAAGAAUUUGACGAAAGUUCAAAUUUUGCGGUUUUUAAGCUUUUAAGAUGUUUAGGAGAAGGAGGAUAUGGUAGAGUUUUUGAAGCAAGGAAUAGAAUUUCUAAGGAAAAAGUAGCUAUCAAGAUGAUUGACUCCUCUAAAAUAAAAAAUGCGAAGGACACUGAUAUGAUUUACAAAGAGCUUAUUGCUCUUAAAAACUUGAACCAUAGAAAUAUAGUUAAAGUUUACAAUUGCUAUACACUUUAAAAAGAAUAGAAAGUAGCACUUAUCCUUGAGUAUCUAGACGGAGGAGAUUUGAGAGAGUACCUUAAUGAAAAAAAGAUUUUGCCAGAGAAGGAAGCAUAAAAGCUAUUUAUUUAACUGUACAGUGCUAUAUAGUAUUGCCAUAGGGAGAAUAUUAUACACAGAGAUCUUAAACUAGAAAAUAUUAUGUUCGAAGAUAAGGCAAAAGAAAAGCUAAAAGUAGUAGAUUUUGGAAUUUCUGGGAGGUAAACUCUUGUUUAUGUUGAUCAUACUGAAGCUGGAUCUGCCAGAUAUUUGUCUCCUGAAGUAAUCACUUAACAUUUUCCUGCUCAUCCUUGCAUAGAUGUAUGGGCAAUGGGUUGCAUUUUAUUUUGGAUGCUAACAGGUAACUCUCCAUUUCCAUAAAAUACAAGAGAUGCUGUUUAGGAUAGUAUACUUAAAGGAAAGUGGAGCUUUUCACCAGCAGAUAAGAAAAAGUUGACUAGAAGUGUUCAGGAUCUCAUUAAAAAAAUGCUCAUAAUAAAUCAUAAUUAAAGAAUAACUAUGAAUGAAAUUGGUGAGCAUCGGUGGAUUUAAAACUUUUAUGAAGAAAUAGUGUAGCUUGAGCUAGAAGAGGAUGAACAAAAGAAAAAAUUUUAACAAGAAAAAUCCUAAUAGAAUGAAGAUGCAAAACUAGACAGUCCAUAAAUAUUAGCUCCAAUUAAAAAAAAGGCUGGAUAAGGAGGAUCCUUUACUCCUUUAUAAAAAAACUCCAACACUAAUAGUUAGCAAAGUUUAUUUAACGGAGGAUAUGCUUAAUCUAGUAGAAAUCCCUAUAGUAUGUAACCAAUAAGAAAAAACAGUAUGUUUAGCAAUAGUCCUGUAUUUAAAAGCCCUUAGCAUCACAGUAAUGCUAGUCAAAGAAGUCUAUAAUAAUAUUCAGUAUUUUCUUAAUAAAAUGGAGCUUAGUAAGGAAAUUAAGAAUCGAGACCAAGCAAUAAUAAUCAAGAUAACAAUAGAUUAAUACUACCAAAAAUAGAUUAAAAAAACAAUAACAAUAAUAAUAGUAACAACAACAGAAGAUUUAGUUAUGAGCCGCAAACACACAUAUCUUCCUAAAAUAAUUUUAACUCACCUAGAAAUCAUAAUGUUGUAUAACCUUUAAAUUUAAAUUUAAGGAAAGAAAGUAUAUUUAAGAAUAAUGUAUCUACUUUUAGAUAAGCUAGUCCUUCUUAAAAUUAGUUCCAUUCUCCAAAACCAUUAAAAAAUAUCCAUUAGCAUGAAAAUAUAGCAUAAUAAGAAAGCAAUUCAUAAGGUAAUUAAAACUUUAAAAGCAUGAAUGAUUUAGGUAAUAAUCUGAUAAAAAUCGAUAAAAAUAAAGCUGUAAAUGCCUCUUUUAUAGCAAAAAAUUAACUGAAAACAAAAGAAUGA